AUGGAAUUAGAACGACAGAAAAAAAAAUAUUCAAAACCGCGUCAACUUUCACCGCCGCCAUCUAUAUUAACUCUUGAUGAAUUGGAAAAAGGAUUUGCAGACGUUGAUGAACGUGAGCCAUCAACAUCUGACAUUGGAAAAGAGAGAGGAAGUGAUGAGACAUCUACAAAUGCAAGAAAUAUUGAAAAAUUAGAAGUGAAACCUAGCGACACUGUUUCAGCAUGCAUAUCACCCAUUGGUUCAAAAGAAAUUAGCGAAACUGAGACAGGGUAUGAUGAGAAACCGGAUCAUGAUGCACCAUUGGGAACGGAAAAGGAAGAGAAUGUGGAAAAUGUUUCUUCCAUAGAUAAUAUAUAUUCGACGGCUCCGACAGCAUUUGCUUCCAUUUCACUUAUGAAUAACAAAGAUGCAACAAGAACAGAUGAUACGAUGGAAAACAUAGCACCGAGUAUCUAUCCCAUUAUGCAAUUGAAUGAAAUAAAGUCUGCGUCUUCCCAAAUUAUCGAUGAAUUGUCAACGUUAACUAACUCGGAACGAGUGCAAGAACGUGACAUAACUGGCAUACAACAAUCAUCCGAAAUUCAGAAUGAGAUUACGUAUGAGCACACAGCUAAUGCUAAUACGUAUCCGUCUCUUUUCCUAGAAUGCAAUGAAUACGGAUUGCUGACAGAAAACCAGUUGCUGUUAUUUUACCAGAAUGAAUUAUAUGAAGCUGUUGAAGAGUUUGUGGAUAAAUUUUUAGAACAUGAAGAAUUUCCACAGCAUAGUUUGCACGAAUAUUUGAAACGAUAUAAAAAAGUAUGUGAGGAUAUUGAUUCUAAAGAAACUGACGUUAUGGAUUGUGAACGCCUAGUGAAAGAUUGUACCCAAGCAUCAUGGACAGCUGAAAAUCGGCUUAUCAAGCAAGAAGGGCGAUGUGGAGAGCAGAAAUAUGCAACAGGUAGCGCAACUUAUUUAGUUGCGACAUUUCAUCCCGAAAAAGCCACGGAAUUGUCUCAUUUAUUGAAGCGUGAUGUAACUUCUCGUCUUGAUUCGUCAUUAAGUUUACAAAUUCAGAUGCGUUCUCUCGCAUUACAAAUUCAAUGGCAUAUUGUUGAAUGUAACAAUGCCUUCAUGGUGGAACAUCGUUGCAAUGUAAAUAGUCCACCAUGCUUUCUUCCUGAUGGUGCUGAUACUGUAAGUAGGCGAAAUCUUCGUAAUGCACUUUCGGAUUUGUUCCAUUAUUUACGUUAUCCAGAUCUUCCUUCACGAUUCACUACUGCCGUUUCUGGAUGGAUCAGUGAAUUGGUGGCCGUUCUUCUGAAAGCAUGUACCUCUUCUGAUCAGCAAUAUUUGUUGUGCCAGAUGCUUCGUCUAGUUUCACCAGUAUCGCAAUGGGCGGCACCAUUGCUGCAGUCAUAUAUCGAAAUUGAUAGCACAAAUGAUCGUCUUAUUAUUGAUAAUUACAUUGUAAUGAUGAGUUUACUUCUUUCAUCGAUACGGGGUCGUGAGAAUUUUUUGAGACGUGUAAUGAAUUUUGAAAAUGAAAACAAUACUUGGAUUAUUAUAAACGACGAUGGGGCCGAGAAAGAUGGAUCUGUAAUAACCGUAAGUGAAAGCGAUUUAAUCGCAUUUUUUAAUCAGUUUAGUGCUGAAGCUGCUUUUGCUAAAGCAAUUAGAUGUUUCGCUAUCACUCUGGGAAGCGAUCCAAUUAAUCAGGCUUUAACUUUAAUUGCAUUUGAAUUGGUGCUUAUUAAAAUAUUUAAUGAUGGUCUCUACGUCUAUGGGACAUUCAACUAUCGCCAAUUGUGUAAACAAAUUGGUUAUGCAUUACGCCAAAGUGUCAUAUGUUCAGCAGAAUUUUUGAAACUCAUCAAAGAUUUAUUAUCAUUUGAAGAAGCGGAAAUAGUGCAAAAAGAAUUCGAUCGCAUUAUUCUACAUGCAGUAUAUUACAUCGUUAGCAAGCAGAAUUUUAGUUUUGGACUUUUGCAAUUUGUGGUGGAUUUACCAUAUGAUUUUGCCAGUGAGACAUGUCGGAUGCGUUGUCAAAUAUUGUUGAGGCGAAAAAUGGCAGUAACAGUAGCACAAUUGUACGAGUUUCCAGAUGAUGACUUGCCUAAUUUAGUUGGAAAAGCUGGCAGUUUGUUUGAUAAAUUACCGGAUUUACCCAGUGACGAUCGCAUUUAUAUGAUUUCGGCUUUAGCAGCCAUUAUUUCUGCAUCGGAUGGAGGUAUUGAUUCGUUUGCCAUUGAAAUACUAAAUAUUUGCUUUCUUGAUGUUUCCAUGCGUGAUCAUUUCUAUAAAAUUGGUGCUGAAACUGUUGGAAUUCUUAUCGACAAGCAUCCAUACAUCCUUCAGAAAAUAUUGCUUUUUAUUGACCGAAAUCUCGAUUCUCUGGAUGAAUACGCUGUAGAAGUGCUAUCAAUAGCACCAUUGUCAAAAUGUCGCUUAUCGGUGGAUGACAUCGGCGUAAUAUGUGGAAAGUGGUUAAUUAACAGGCCACCAAAUCACCCUGCGUCCAGAAUUGCCAGGCGUGUGUUAGGUUCCAUGAAUUGGGGAACGGAUGAAAAUGGGAAGCUCUGGUUGCAACCUGAAGUACAUGCUGUCUGUGCUGAUACUUUAGUUAAGGGACAUAUGGCUCAGUGUAAAGCAACUAAUGGAUUAAUUUCGAAAUCCUGGAAUAAAGUUGCUAAAUUGGCAUCGAAAGUACCCGAUUAUGAGCAUCAGUUUGAUGCUUUCUGUUGGGAUAUUCUGAUACGAUUAAAGUUACCAUUGAAAGCAAAUGCUUUAAACAUCGAGUCAGUCAACGAUCUUGCUUCUUUCUUUGUUUCUGUUGUCCAGCGAUCAUUAUUAAGUGUCGAUGAAUUUUUAUCAUCAGGCUUGUCAUUGUGGUCGGAGCUCAUUACAUCGGGUUGCUAUGCUGGAUCAGUAGUAAUCCUUGCGCGACUAAUAUCAUCGUUUCCGGAUGCUGUCACUCUCUUAACUUCACAAGAAACCUUCACGCAAUGCCUUGAUCGAUUACUUCUAUGCGAUUUGUCCUCCUAUGCGGUUCAACUUAUUGCUGGCAGCAACAAAUUUCCUGGUCCGACUGUCCGGCUUUUAGGCUCAGCGAUUACUUACCAUCUAAAUGCGGAUUUUUCGCAAAUACAGUUGAGCGCUUGGAUACAAUUACUGUGCUGCAAAAGACCCACUCAGUGGAACACCGAUAAAUCCACACUUCAUUUGUUAGGAAUAUUGAUACGUAAUGCAUUUGUUAGGGAUCAAACAGAACUAUUGGGUAUUCCGGAGUUGCUUAAAGUCAAUUAUGCUGUUUUGUUACAGCAAUGGAAAGAUGGAUCAAAGAGUAUGCUGUCAUGGUUUACAAGUGAUGAUAGUGUUCCUUCUCUUAUUGAUUCUUCAAAUUUGGAUGUCUCACCAUGGGCAUCCUUUGCACUGUUAUUAGCGGAACAGCGGAGUCAUGAAGCAUUUUACGAAAUUUUAUACCAGGCAAUGAGUAAGCAUCCAAAAAAUAGUUUGGAGCAGUCCGUGAAGAAAGCAGCAUCCAAAUCGCAUGUAAACAUUCCUAUUGAAGGACUCCACUUUCACCGAUGGUUACAAUUUGCAUGCAGUAAUAACAUUAAAGACCAUCCGAUUUUUCCUCUUAUUCUGCAGAAUUUGGCAAUUCAUUUAUAUUCGCGAAAAAUAUAUUUGGCAGCAAAAUUUUGCUUCGGCGAGAAAUACCUUACAAAUCCAUCCAGUAAAUCUCUAUUUGAAGAAUUGCGAGAAAAGAUUUUACCUCAGUUGGAGUAUAAUAGUAAAAUGGAUGUCUCGCUAUUUUAUAAGGCGUUUGCUCAGUGGUUAUCAAAUCCCAAAAUUUGUAGUGCAUCAUUUCGUGCUUUCGAUAACUUUUUAUUGGACCAUUUACUACAGUUUAUUGUUGCAAAUGAUUUCCAUCCUUGGUUGGAAUAUAUAAACAUAAAUGAGCUACGGAAGAAAAUCAGUGAUGAACAGAAGCUGUACAUAUUUGCUUGUCAUCUUGGUUCACUUGUGGUUAACCCACCUGUAAUCAAGGCACGUAAUCUUACUCAACUGAUAGCGCAAUUCGGCAAACGCAGUCAGGCAUUGCCUUAUCCUGUAAUACCGUUGCAUCCAACAUUGCCACGAGAAGAUCCUUUUGAUUUAUCCAUUGCAUGUGAUAGCCGUCACUGUCUUACGCCUUACGCUUCACAUUUGAGAGCAAUCAACGAAGCUGCCAGGGUGUUUGUUGGUGCAAAAGACCAGAUAGAAAUGCUGGAUGACGAAUACGUAGGUUACUAUCCGGAUCUAUAUACCAAAUCAGCUGCUGAAUUAGCUAUUGUAUUGAAGUGUGGUACCGCCUUCGGUAAUAAAUGUGCGCAUCCUACUACAUCCACUGUAAUCGUUACAGUCAGUCGAUAUCAGACGUCUGUGGAAGCUAAAAUGAAAGCUAAUCGUCAAAAAAGAUCCGACAAAUUAGCAAGUACUUAUUCUAAGUUGUUUGAGCAGACAUCACUUCAUUGUGCUAAUUUGGAAAAUAUAGUGAUUAAAAUGUACGGUCAUAUGCAAGGUUUUGACUCUUCUUCUGCACUGCAUGCAAAACUUUUGCGUGAUGCAGGUCGAAUACUAUUUUAUCAUUCCACUUCCUCCAUCACCUCAUUGGAAAUGAUUUUCCCGGCAGUAGCAGAUUCGUAUGGAUUCAUCUUAGCGAAACUUGGAAAAGCAUUUAUUGCUGAUAAUCCACAGGAACAGCACAACUUAAUGCGUGUUAUUCUGAAUGGUUCCCAUUUAGCUCAUCUUUUAACGCCAUACUUUACUCCUCAUUGUGUUCCACCAGAUGAUUUAUUUAAUUUAUAUACAUCUCUAAGUAAAGCGGUCCGUGACCCAACCACUGCAUCAGUUGCGUUAGCUUUACUGUCACAGCUGGAUAUAAAGAAUGCAGGCAAUAGAUUACCGCCCCAUCAAUUUUCACAGCUUAUGCCUGCUGCAUUUGAAAAUUUGAUUUCAAUAUCAGAUACCUCACUGCCGCUAUAUGAUGUUUGUACAAAACAUUUCAUCCAUUCCGUUUUUCAUCGGUUCCCGAGCAAUUUUAUUGAUGGUUUAAAGCUUUCACUUUCUGCGUGCGAUACAAAAAGUACACCACUCUGCAUAUUUGAUGAAAUUGCCAAAAAAUUUAAUGCAGACAGUGUGAACAUAAUGGAUACUAAACCAGAGUAUAUCAUCGAUAUUAUGACUGCAACUACUGCAAGUGAAACAAUUGCUAUACAAUUUAAAAAAUCUAGGAAUGAAUUAUCUACUAGGCUGUACAGUAUUUGGGCAGAUUAUCUACCAAAAGUGUUGCAUUUAGUUCAGUUUUUCCUGUACAAUGCGGCAUCUUUAUCAUUUGAUCCCGAACUACCUACUGCAAAACUUGAAUCAGAAUUACGACAAGUGUUCGGAACUUGCGUACAUGUAUUUGGACCACUUUUGGAACCAUUUGGUCCUGGUCUUCCUCCAUGGAAUCCAGCCGAUACCGAUACUGCUACAGUUGUUCUAGAUUAUUUUAUAUCACUGAUGGAAAAACUUCAUCUGUUGUACGGUGCUUACUUUCCACCCGGUUCUGAAAAUUUGAUAACACUGUUUUGGCGUUAUUACGCUGAGAAACUGGCAUUUUUUACACGUGGUGGCUCUCACGUACAUCAAAUUAUUGAAAGUUGUUUUAUUAAUAUUCCUUGGCACUUAUUCUGGCCAAGUUUAUACGAUCUUGCUUCAAUGGAUAAAAUUAUGAUUAAUGGUGCACCGGAAAGUGCUCCUCUUAUUACUCAAAUUGUUGUUCGUAUUCCAUGGCUUCAUCUCAUACAAUACCAAGUGCAGCAACCUUUAGAUGCGCAUCGUGUUUUUUAUUCAUUGUUAUUUUCGCUAUUAGCAAGUUGUAUCAGUCGUCCAUCCAAUUAUACAAUUUGCCGUGCUUCAUUGCCAAAAUUGAUGAAUUCAUUGAAUCCAUUUCCAUGGCACUUAAUUGACGUGCAACAACUUAAUGCUAUUUCAUCUCGUAUUGCAUCCAAAUUUUCAGUAGUAGUCCUGACUGAUCCGAACGAUGUUACGCAUGCUUUCUUCGAAUUGUACCGCCAUGUUUGCUUCCUUGGAACAUUACCAGUUGAUCUUGUCUCGGCUGCAGAAGUCUGUCAGAAGCAGUCAUUUUAUAUUCGUACUCAACUUACCUUAAUGCUGGGAAAUGCAAAUGAUCGGACAUGGGUGAAACGUUUUUAUGAAGACCAAAUAAAAGUUGUUCAUAAUAUCGUUUCAUCAACAGGAGUACCAUCUGAAAACCAGGCAUAUCUGUCACGUGAAUUGACGUCAUUUUGGUCUGAUAUAUCUAAUAAUAAAUUCUUAGAAGUGUUUUCAUCAGUUUUACUGCAAUGGUUAGAAGAGAAUUGUAAUUCUUCGAUUGUUUUAUUACUACUGAAUACCACUACAAAUUCGUUAAAAAUAAAUCAGAUUUCGCUUGGUCUUCAAAUUAUCGAAAAAUGUAUUGGAACAUAUUUUGGAAGAAUGGGCUUAUGUAAAUGGGAUGUUAUACUAAAAUGGACUGUAUUAUCUGACAAUUGCGAUCAAGUUCUUUUCACUUUACCCAGUUCUGAAAAUAAUGCAUUUUUACCACUAUGCACAAAUACAUUUAUAAUGAAACAACUUAUAUCGCUAACAACAAUGGAAACUGCAUCACUGCAACAGGAAAAUACAUUGUUACGAACUUUGUUGGAUUAUAUAACAACCAUAAAACCAAGAUACGUAACCAAUGAAGCAGGAUUUUUACUUUUAAUGGAGAAAUUGCAGAAAUUAUUGCUGCGACAGUAUAAUUAUUCUGUAACACAGGGCAAUCAGUUUCUAAUGCAGUAUUUGGAAUGGCUUGAACGAGCAAGUAGUGAUGAGAAGUCAAGCUCAUUCUUUUCAUUGAUUGGUUUCUCUAAAAAACAUCCUUAUUCCACCAAAAUGCGUUACAUAUGCCAUUUGAUGAAUUUGUAUAUAUCUCAGCAAACUAUAGCUCCAAAUAAAUCACCACGAAAUACUAUCAAUGCACCGGUCCUCAAUUGUCGUACACAAUCAUUCAAGGAAUUCUGCUCACACAAGCAGUAUAUUCCAUUUCAAGCAACUUCUCAACUGGCUCAACCUUACUUUAUUCAAGUCCAAAAUUAUCACAUUCUACAUAUGAGUGAAUUGUUUGCACAUGUUGUUCGAUCAUUGUACACCGAAAAGUACUUAGAGGAAAUGCUUGCUAAUGGCCAAGAUUCUUAUUAA
This is a messenger RNA of Brugia pahangi, 7248 nucleotides long. The record is from the annotation of a GenBank genome assembly. Lineage: Eukaryota; Metazoa; Nematoda; Chromadorea; Rhabditida; Onchocercidae.